This is a messenger RNA of Betta splendens (Siamese fighting fish), 4828 nucleotides long. RefSeq names its product TBC1 domain family, member 32 (gene tbc1d32). NCBI's taxonomy places the organism in Eukaryota, Metazoa, Chordata, Actinopteri, Anabantiformes, Osphronemidae. Gene Ontology annotation, biological process: non-motile cilium assembly. The coding region runs from base 276 to 4190 and encodes 1304 amino acids. The record is from RefSeq and is a predicted model, not a curated record. The transcript has 35 exons.
AUGCUCGUCCCACAAUGCACCGCAGGUAAAACCGUGGACGUUCCCAUAGAGACGCAACUGUCGUCUCCAGGACAAUUUCCAAAAUGUCACCUGGAUAAAAGGCUUUUAAUGCCAAGCCAGUAACUGUCUGCUGAGGUGACGUGGUUUGUGUUUGCUGAGGGUUCAAAUUAAUCCUGUAGCCGCUUCAUUAAACCUGUGGAUGGUUGGUCUUCGAGGGUCGAGGCUUGUUGUCCUGCUGCACCUGAGCUCAGCACUGCUCGUUGUCUGGAUCAGAAAUGUCUCAGUUGUCAGCUGAAGAUGGGCUGGAAUUACAGACUCUGCUCAAGCAGCUUCUGAUCAGCAUCAGUGACAGGAUCUCUGGUGCCCCAUCGGCUGAAUGCGCUGAAGAAAUUCUCCUUCACCUGGAGGAGACUGACAAGAACUUCCACAAUUAUGAGUUUGUCAAGUUCCUUCGCCAGCAUGUGGAGAGCUCUUUGGGCUCCGUGGUGGCAGACGAGACCAAGAAGUUGACAAGAGGAGAAGGACAACAUGCCGUUGGCUCAGGACAUGAUGCUCUGAUUCAUGUCGUUACCCGACAGACCAGAGAGUCAGCUGAAUAUCACCAAAUGAUGCAGACAAUGAAAAACACAAUGAUCGUGGCUGUGGAGUCUUUAAUCAACAAAUUUGAGGAAGACCAGCUGAAAAAGGAAGAGAAGCAGCAGUCAGCCUGUCAGUACACUGACAACUGUUCUGACAGUGACUCCUCCUUCAACCAGAGCUAUGCAUUCAUCAGACAGGAGCAGCUGCAAGUUCUGGCUGAAAAGCUGGACUCCAACCAGCCCAAAGAGGUGCGUUGGGAGGCCCUGCAGGCUCUGUGCUGUGCCCCGCCGUCUGAUGUGCUGGGCUGUGAGAGCUGGAGCACGCUCCACAGGAGCCUCUGUGCAGCACUCGCUGAUCCCGACCUCAGCGACAGAGUGCUACAGUACUUUGCUAAAAGCUUCUCCUCCUCUCCACUGAAUUUGACACGAGAGAUUUACACCAGCUUGGCUAAAAGUGUGGAGUCAAGUUUUCUCUCUCUCAAGCUGAGCUUCCCAACAGACUCAGUGGCCCUCGACAUUAACAGGCCAGAGAUUAGUCGUCUUCUCAAACAGAUUCGAUUAAUGAAUGAUUUUCAAAAGGAGGUGACAAGUUUCUGGAUCCGCCACCCAGAAAAGUACAUGGAGGACGUUAUAGAGAGCACAUUCUCUUUGUUGUCCUACCAUCAUGAUUAUGGUUCAGCCUCUCCAGGGUCAGACAAAGCCCUGGAACCAAUUCACUUAGUGGCAUUACUGGAUAUUAAAGCCACCUGGUUCAAAAAGUGGAUGCAUGGCUACUAUAGUAGGACUGUGGUUCUCCGACUCUUGGAAAGGAAAUACAAGUCUCUGAUUGUGUCAGCCCUCCAGCAGUGCCUCCAUUACUGUGACUCCUGCGCGCAUUUCACAAACGAGACAACUGAUCCCCAGUCAGGAGAGCAGCAGAAAGCUGCUGUUAAUGUUUCAGAUUCAGCGCAGAGAAGCGUUUAUUCCAGGAAGGAGCUCGAGUACGCCACCUUUGUUCACUCUGUGUGUGUCCUGGGAAAACUCCUCAUCUACACCAAUGGAAGGAAGCUUUUCCCUGUCAGAGUGUGGAAGCACAAAGACCCGGUGAGGCUGACAGACCUGGUUGUCAUCCUGGUAAAUAUAAUGUGUCAUCAGCCGAAACCCCACAGUGAUGCCUCACACGCAGACUCCUUGUCACCCAGCAGUCUGGUGAUGGAGGUGCUGUGGAUGCUGUGUGAGAGGACAGAUUGUGCUGCAGAGUGUCUCUACCAGCCUCCUGUCAUAGAGACGCUGCUGGCUCCUCUUUUAGCUCUACUCAAUGGACACCAGGUCAAGUUAAAGUCUCCUGAAGCAACGCUGACUCUAAUUGCUGAUGUCCUGGCUCACAUCGCCAACACUGACAAAGGAUUAGCGCUCUUCUUAUACGAGAAGAAUGUUGUUAGUCGUCACAGUGAGAGAGAACUUGCCGCGAACGUCAUUGUACAGUUUACCCUGAAGCUGCUGCACAAGGAGCUGCCAUCACUGAAAGACUUGGAUGCAUCCAACACAUUAUGUGGCGCGUUCAUAUUUGUCUGUAGGCAGAUGUACAACACCUUUGAGGGUUUGCAGGUCCUUCGACCCUACGCCUUGCACGAAGCUUUAGCUGCUGCGUGGAAAAAGACCAGUUCUUUGUCAGAGAGGGUUCCAACCCCGGUACCUGGAGCCUCUGCCGAAGCCUCUGCCCAGGAGUUACAGAACACGCUCCUGUGGGAGGAGACCUUACUGGACAGUCUGCUGAGCUUCGCUGCGACUCCUAAAGGCCUGCUGCUGCUCCAGCAGACCGGAGCCAUUAACGACGGGGUCUCCUACAUGUUCUCACGCUUCACCAAAAAGCUGCAGGUGAGCCGCUGUGAGAAAUUUGGAUAUGGAGUCAUGGUGACACAGGUGGCAGCAACUGCUCCAGGGGUGGUGGCUUUGCACUCUUCAGGUUUUAUCCGGGCACUGGCGAUUGAGCUGUGGUCGGCCCUGGAGUGUGGAAGUGAAGAUGUCAGGGUGGUCCGUCCCAAAGCAACACCCAUGGACCCCAUAGACCGGAGCUGUCUGAAGUCUUUCCUGUCCAUGGUCAACCUACUCUCCUCGUCCCAGUCGGUGUGGGAGCUGCUGAGCCGACAGCCCCUAGGCAACAAGAGCGAAUACAGUCUCAGAGAAAUGCCAACCUCCGUUCCUGAUUUGAUUGACAGGCUGAUUGCUGUGAAUUCAGAUGCAAAGAUUAAUUCGCUGUUCCACUAUGAGCAGUCGCACACAUUUGGCCUGAGGCUGCUCAGCGUGCUCUGCUGUCAUCUGGACUCGUUUCUGCUGUUGGAGAGCCAGUACAACAUCUGCUCCAUGCUGUUGCAGAGCCAGAAAGAGAAUGUCAUCGAGCUGGACACCAGUGAUGGAGCGUUCAUUAUCGACGGUCUGUCAGUGGAGAGGAAUCAUGUGCUGGUGCGUGUUGGUGUGGUUGGAGGUCCGUCUGAGAGGAGGCUUCCCCCUCGAGCCCUGCAAGAGGGAGAGCAUCCUUAUCCCUGGCCAAUGUUUUCAAGCUAUCCUCUGCCUCAGUGCUACACUUUGGACCCACCAAUAAUCCAGCACAGCUCACAGGACAAUGCAAUCAGUGCGUUUCUGGCCUCAUCCAAGGACACCGAGCACGAGGAAGCGUGGAUGGAGCUCUGCCGGAGACAAUACUGUGAAGUUUUAACCUCGAAACCCAACAUUCUAACAGGAACAGUGCUAGCUGACUUCCUGGAGGAGGUUGUGGCUCAUCUGUCCAGCUCUGCCGCAGAUUGUUUCUUCUCUCCGGCUCAGUACAAAGGUCAGUGCGAAACCGAGGAGACGAGUGUGAAGGCUGUUGAAUUGUCCUCUGUGGAGCAGCUGGGGAUCCACACCUGCGUCAGAUAUGGCCGCAAUCUCAGGCUGCUGAAAGAUGAUGAUGUCCAUGACCUGACGCUGCUGAUGAAGCACGUAAAGAGCCUCCUGUCCACACAAAGAGUGAAAACAUCCUCAGGCCUCAUAGCUCAGCAGGAUGAGUAUCCAGGCCACGACUGGUUGGUCUCCACGAUGUUCCUCAUCAUGGCUGGAAAUGUGGACCGCUCUCUCUGCCUGUUACUCGACCUCUCCUCUCUGCUCGUCUCUGCAUUCGUCUGGCCGGCGAGGAUACACGCCUCUGUCCACGUUCCUGUGGAAGUGGCUGAAUCAGCCGUCCUUCCUGUCUACUGGUGCACGGCCCACUACGUGGAGAUGCUGCUGAAAGCCGAGCUUCCUCUGGUCCACUCGGCCUUCAGGAUGUCUGGGUUCACCCCAUCCCAGAUGUGCCUCCACUGGCUCACUCAGUGUUUCUGGAACUACCUGGACUGGACAGAGAUCUGCCAUUACAUCUGCACCUGCGUGGUGAUGGGCUGCGACUACCAGGUUUACGUGUGCGUGGCCGUUCUCCGGCACCUGCAGCCCCACAUUCUGCAGCACACGCAGUCCCAGGGGCUGCAGGUCUUCCUCAAGGAGCAGCCGAUCCUCGGCUUCAAGGUCAGCACCUACCUGGACUUCAUGGAGGGACUGGAGCGGAGCUACAGGAGCACUGUCCUCGCUGACAUGAUGAGCAUCCGAGGCCCUGUCAAGUAGGAAGCGGGCGUGAACCUGGUCAGAGCAGAACGGCUUCCGUCUGCUUCAAAGCCUGGGGUUUGGUUCUGAUGUAGAACGAUCCCGUAAACGUCUUGAUGCUAAACGCAUUGUGUUGAUCUGAAUCUGUGCAGCAUAGAACCGGGGGAACCUGACUCCACGCCACAGAACGGGACCUUAUUACUGCUCACAUACUAUGAAAACAAACGGACUGAUUGUUCUCUGAAGAACUGUGUGUGUGGUUUUAUGACACAAGUUACACUUUGAGCUUUUCAUCAACUUGUAAAGAAACAUUUUUCAUUCAUGUAUUUUUCAUACAGUGUAAAUACUAAUUCAGAAACUGUUAGACGGGAGGAUCUGAAACGUGUUCAUUAAAGCUGGCGAUGGAUGGGACCGGGCUUUGGAGUUUCCAUGUGCUCGUGGUGAUGCACAGCGUUGGUACCAGGACACGCAACAAGGCAUCACACACGCUUGUGUUUGUGCACUCAUGCAGGUCUUCACAUGAAAGAUGCAUGAGGGGCGUAUCGUGUGAUCAAGCUCAUUAGUAAACACAGCCCUUCUCUCCCUCCUGCUCCGUCCUGUUGUCCCUCCUCAGACGCCGGUGAGGUCUGAAUAAUAAACGUGCUCAUCACAAUCAUCCA